Olea europaea var. sylvestris is the source of this 3140-nucleotide messenger RNA. RefSeq lists its product as uncharacterized. The transcript has 5 exons. Bases 267 to 2363 code for a protein of 698 amino acids. Lineage: Eukaryota; Viridiplantae; Streptophyta; Magnoliopsida; Lamiales; Oleaceae. The record is from RefSeq and is a predicted model, not a curated record.
CACAACUCAUAUACUUUUCUGGUGUACUCCGAAGCAUGCUUUACAAACCUCACAACGACUAAUUAAUUAUUUUCCUUUUUGAUAAAUUUCUCCGCAAAAACAGGACUCUCUCUUUCUCUCUGUCUGACUGUGUGAAAGUUCCACGUUUGGGUGUUUAAAUUUUUGAAUUUCCACUCGAAAUCCCCUACCCCAAUUCCAUUGGAUUUCCUUCCCACGGCCGACCUUAUUGUUUAGAACCCAAACGCUGUCCUUCUCGGCAGUGGCAAAUGAGGGGGAUAUCCAUAAGUCACUCUCAUCCCAGACCCUGCUCUGGGAAGAAAACAUCAAGAAAGGACAGGAAUAAUGGGGAAGCUGAUAAUGUCAUUCUCAUCGAUGUAGAUCCUGAUCAUUUCGACAAUGUUAUUAUCAUUGAUGUCCCUGAAUCUUUGCCUAAGAAAUCCCGAGGUUCAAGCUUGCUCAGGAAAGACAAAAAGUGGCCAUUUGUUAUAUGUAUUGAUGAUGAUGAAAGCACAGAUGACAACUGUUCUGGUAUUGGUGUAAAUGCCAAUGGUAGUUUCUCUAAUAGUGCCACCUGUAGCAAGAAGUCUUGCUUUGCCUCCAAAGAGUUUGAAAAUGCUGCAGAUUCUGCUGGUGAAGAAUGCCAGUUUGUUCCAGGAAAUGCGACUCCAGUUAGGUUAUCAAAAUGCAAGCGCACCUACUCUGGAAAAGCUUCCACUAGAAACGGCUAUGGUCCAAGUGUCAAUUCAGAAGGUGAUUUAUCUGGUAAAGAUUCUCCGGAUUGUGUGAUAAUGGAAGAUUCUUCUGGAGAGCUUCAAAAACAGUGGGAAAAGGCUUUCUUCAGGAGAAAAAAAGAUAAGUGUAAUGGUAUAUAUGAUGCUAAAGGCUGUGAUGAUACUUCAAGGGCUUCCAAUGAAAAUCACCACCAGAAUGUUACACAGGAAAUCAAGAGCAGAAAAUAUGAGGAAGCCCCAUUUUGUUCUAGUACUAGCAAAUCCAGUGAAGAAAAUGAAGCUUCAUCUCCUUUUGUUACAAAAGAGGAUGACAAUUUCAGCAGCACAUUUUUUAAGGAUCCUACCCCUGAUGAUAUUUCUUUGCAGUCAGUGCUGAAAACACACAUGCAGUAUAAUCAGCCUGCUAGUAAUGAGAGAUCACAUUCUGGGGCUGAAUAUUCUCCUUUCAACUUUACUGAGCAGCAGGCUUCCCAACAUUAUGAUUUAGGUAGUUCCAGCUGUCACAAGAAGCAAAACCAGCACUCUCCUCUGUCUCAUUUUCCUUGUCAUGGACAUGGAACUAAGCAAGUUAAUCAUACAACUUCUCUUGAAGAUGAUGAGGAAUUCAUGCGCAAGCAUCAAAAUUCAUUUGAAACUAAUAUUGAUCAUGACAGAUCUACUGUAAGGGCCAGAGCUGAGAAGUUUCAAGAGAAAGUUACUGUUAGUGAUAAGGAUAUUGAGCAUUCACAAACCUGUGAACCAGGUGCAACUAGCAGUGUCAAGGAAAAGGAGAACUUAAUGUCUGAAAAUUCUUCAUUUGUGCACUUUUCUUCACUGAAUGAUCAAGUUAAAGAUGACGCUACUAGAGUUGGACCUGUCUCUGAAGAAGCCUUCUUCUGUAAAAACUCCUCUCUUGAUCCAAAAAAUGUAAUUGACAAUAGCAAGUUGGUUCCAGAGAUGCCAUCAUCCUGCAAUAGGCAUCUUAAUGAAACACAAGCUAGAGAGGAUGAUUCUUGUUUGGACGAGGCUGCAGAAAAGCUCAUUGAACCUGUAUCAAACAGUCUUAGGGUGGUUGAAAGAGAUUAUUCACAACAUACCCGACAUGGAGAAAAUUCGCAAGGUGUUGAGACUUGUAUCAUUAAUGAACGAGAAAAGCUUAAGGAAACAGAUGAAUACAAAAGAGCAAUAGAAGAAGAGUGGGCUUCUCGGCAUCGAGCAUUACAAAUUCAGGCUGAAGAAGCACAACACUUGAGGCAAUUGCGGAAGAGACAAAAAGCUGAAAGCAUGCGUUUGUUGGACAUGGAAAGAAGACAAAAGCUGCGGGUGGAAGAAAUACGUGAGACUCAAAAGAAGGAUGAGGAAAAUAUGAACUUGAAGGAGGCAAUUCGUACCGAGGUCAGAACACAACUUAAGAAAUUGGAAACCAUGUGCCAUGAUAUGGCUUCUCUGUUGCAUUACUUAGGAAUCAAGAUGGCUAGUUGGCCUCAUCCAUCACCACAUGAGAACUUGCAUUGGAUUGGGCUUGAAGAACUGCUGUUCUUGAGUGUUCAGUGGCUUUCACAUUCAAACAAUAUCUUCAUCCUUGCUAAAAGCAAACAGCAUGUCCAUGGAUCUUAUGGGAAGUUCACAAAAUAUUUACGCAGCUGUGUUUAAACAGUUUGAAUCUAUUAUCCUCGCUGAUGAAACCUCACAAUUAUAAAAAGUUCAUACGUGCAUAUUCUGUUGUGAGCACUUGGCACGCAAUAGAGUUGCAAAUUUGUGGGUGGCUAUUUUAGCUGAUACUGUACUCAAGUUAUCUGCAUCAUUUACAGGGUUUUGUUGACUCAUUCAAUGAAAUUAGGAUUCAUCACCAACGAAAAGAUUCCCAUACAUGCAAUUGCACGACUUUAAGCAGUUUGUUUAACAACAAUGUUUCUCCUUGUGGUUUUAUUGUCUUCACAUUUGUAUUAUGUUCUGUUUAUAUUUCUGUCCAUGUUAAGUAGACUAUCAUUUUUCUUUUAAAGUGAUUAGUGAAAAUUCAUUACAUUUUCAGGUACAAAUAGCUUAUAAACGGGCCUUGCUUACCUUUCACCCUGAUCGAGCCUUGGGAUCUGACAUUCGUCAGCAGGUGGAAGCUGAGGAGAAAUUUAAGCUUAUCAACCGCCUGAAGGAUAAAUUUUCAGCUUCUGCACGACAAUAAUGUUGUGUAUUCACACUGUUAUGGGGUUGAGCUAUUUGGCUAAUGUGCUGCCAAUGCUUUGGGUGCUUCAUACAGAACCCAUUUUGGACAGGUGGGCUGUUCUUCGAGACGUGAGCAAAUCUUGAUGAUAGAAAUAAUUAUAUCUGACCAAAAUAUGUAGUUUUGAAGCAAAUUAUGAUCUUUCAUUUCAUUUCAUUUUUUUGUAAUGAUAAUUUUUUAAUAACUUGAUGUUCACAAAAUAUGUUGCUUUA